CCCUGUCGAGCUUUCUCCACCAGCGCAGGCUUGGCCGAGCAGCUCCGCCAUCUUUUUACCAGGCUGACCAGACUAAACUACUCCAGCGGACUUGUUGUUGUCGUCAAACCACAAACUGGGCUCAGGCGCUCGGAGACGAAGAGGAAACAAAAAAAAAAGAAGGCAAUAAGUUCGCUUUUGGCCGACAUUUACCGAAUCUCCAUACGAACCGCGCAGUUUUAUGGUCCAAUGUGUUUGAUUGGUCUGGCAGCCCGAACGCAGUUUUGUUGUGUGGGUCCUGGUUGACGUCGCCUGCUCGCUUUUAAGCUCACGGAGGUGAAAAAAAAACAGGAUGAAACGGAGUCUGCAAGGGACGCAGCCGGAGGACGUCGGCGGCACCAGCGGCGGCUCGCUCAAGCGCUCCUGCAAACAGAAGAGGGAGGCGGAGCUGGAGGAGGCGGCGGUGUGUUGGGAGUGUCUGCCCCAGGAGAUCCUCCUGCACAUCUUCCAGUUCCUGCCUCUGCUGGAUCGGGCCUACGCUUCUCAGGUGUGUCGGUGCUGGAACCACGCCUUCCACAUGCCCGAGCUGUGGCGCUGCUUUGAGUUUGAGCUGAACCAGCCAGCCAGCUCCUACCUGAAGGCCACGCACCCCGACCUCAUCAAACAGAUCAUCAAAAAGCACGCCGACCACCUGCAGUACGUCAGCUUCAAGGUGGACAGCAGCAGAGAGUCUGCAGAAGCGGCGUGUGACAUCCUCUCUCAGCUCGUCAACUGUUCUCUCAAAACCUUGGGCCUCAUCUCCACAGCUCGGCCCAGCUUCAUGGAGCUGCCGAAGUCUCACUUCAUCUCGGCGCUGACGGUGGUUUUCGUGAACUCUAAAUCGUUGUCCUCCCUGAAGAUUGACGACACGCCUGUAGACGAUCCCUCCCUCAAAGUCCUGGUGGCCAAUAACAGUGACACGCUAAAACUGCUGAAAAUGAGCAGUUGUCCUCACGUGUCACCUGCAGGCAUCCUGUGUGUGGCGGAUCAGUGUCACGGCCUGAGAGAACUGGCUCUCAACUAUCACUUGCUGAGUGACGAGCUCCUCAUCGCCCUCUCCUCCGAGAAGCACGUCCACCUGGAGCACCUGCGCAUCGACGUGGUGAGCGAGACCCCGGGCCAGCAGUUCCACAGCAUCAAGAAGAGCAGCUGGGACGCCAUGGUGCGCCACUCCCCCAAGUUCAACCUGGUCAUGUACUUCUUCCUCUAUGAGGACGAGUUCAACCCCUUUUUCCGCGACGAAGUCCCCGUCACGCACCUGUACUUCGGCCGCUCCGUCAGCAAAGACGUGCUGGGCCGCGUGGGGCUCACCUGCCCUCGCCUGGUGGAGCUGGUGGUCUGCGCCAACGGGCUGCGGCCGCUGGACGAAGAGCUGAUCCGCAUAGCCCAGCGUUGCACGCAGCUGUCGGCCAUCGGCCUGGGCGAGUGCGAGGUGUCCUGCAGCGCCUUCGUGGAGUUUGUCAAGAUGUGCGGGGACAGACUGACGCAGCUGUCCAUCAUGGAGGAGGUGCUGGUUCCAGACCACCGCUACGGGCUGGACGACAUCCACUGGGAGGUGUCCAAGCACUUGGGCCGCGUCUGGUUCCCGGACAUGAUGCCCACCUGGUGAAGCUGUAAGUGGCAUGCAGACUUGUCUCCCCUAUUGACGAACAAAAAAAAUCAUCCAAAUCAAAUAAUCCUUUAGACCAUAUGGAAAAAAAUGCCAUCUGUUUGAAAUUAGACCAAAUUAGAAAAAUACUCAAUUGUUUUCAAGUCUGCCACGAUGUUCUUGCAAUAUGUUUUUAUAUUUAUAUGUAUAUUUAUGGAUCUUUGCUUUCCUGUUUUGGCAAAUUGCACUUUUUUUUUUUCUUUCUCCGAGCAAUUAACAGAUUUGUCAAUACUGUCUGUGAUAAUCAACAAAAAGUAGUUGGGAAGGAAGUCGGAGCACAGGGGUGUCCAAAGUGCGGCCAUUGGCUAAUUUUUUAACGGACCGCGGCGCAAUCUAAAAAUAUUAUUGCAGAAAAAACAUAAACAAGUGGGAUAAAAAAGUCAAUUUAAUAAGGAAAAAGUUGCAAUGUUGACUUUAUUUGCUUUCUUUAAAGCUGCUAUUGCCGGGGGGUAAAAUACAUAAAAAAAUACUUAUUGAUGGAUAAAUCUGAAGUUGACAUAUUUUUAACACUUUUUAUGAAUCAGAAGAGUUUUUAUUGCCAUUGUUUGAGAACGGGUUCACAAACUAGGAAUUUUACUUGGUGCAAUCGUGCAACAUAA
This is a messenger RNA of Nerophis lumbriciformis (worm pipefish), 2265 nucleotides long. Lineage: Eukaryota; Metazoa; Chordata; Actinopteri; Syngnathiformes; Syngnathidae. The record is from RefSeq and is a predicted model, not a curated record.